AUGUCUUUGUCCUCGAGUUUGGGAUCCAUCCGGUCGAUGCUUCCAGCAGCCAUUGCAAAUGCCAGCCCAGCCGUUAUUCUAGCUGCGGGCUUUACUUUAGCUCCCCUAUGCUCAUUCCUCAUCUACGUGAUCUACAACCUUUAUUUUCACCCACUUGCCUCAUUUCCUGGCCCGAGGUUGAAUGCAUCAACGCCAUUCCCUCUGUAUCGAGCAAUCUUGUGUGGGAACUUGCCUAUGUACACAGAAAGAUUGCAUGCCAGAUACGGCGAGGCUGUACGUAUCGCUCCAGGCGAAGUAACCUUUAUCAAUCCGGAUGCAUGGAAAGACGUCUACGCCAUUCGCCCGGGUAAAGCGCAGAAGCCCAAAGACCAGCGCCAUGUUUCAGUGGGGCCAAAUCAUAUUCCCAGCAUCUUAAGAACAGAUGAUCAGACGCAUGCGAGAUACCGGCGAUCCCUCUCGCACGGCUUCUCAGAGUCCAGUCUUCAGAAACAGGAAGUUAUAGUUAAGGGCUACAUCGACAUGUUGAUCCAGCGAUUGCAAGAACUCUGCAAACCCGGAAGUACGGUUGUCGAUAUGACAAAUUGGUACAACUACACAACUUUCGACAUCAUUGGCGAUCUUGCCUUUGGUGAAUCCUUCGGCUGUCUCGAGAAUUCCAAGUAUCACUUCUGGGUCUCCGUCAUCUUUAGCCACUUCCGAACCGCAGCAUGGGCUAACAUCAUGCGCCGUGUGCCCUUCGGCCAAUAUCUGAUGAAAUGGAUCGUUCCGACGAAAGUGCAAGCGGAGAAAACGGCACAGAAUAAGAUGACUCACGAAAAGGUUCGAGCCCGUAUCAAUUCUGGAGACAAUGGCCGACCCGACUUCUUGAGCAACGUUCUCAAGCAGCCUGCCGAAAAGGGCAUGAGUGAGGAUGAGCUGGUUUCAAAUUCUUACGUGCUAAUCAUCGCUGGUUCGGAGACCACCGCUACAUUGCUUUCCGGUGUGACGUACUAUAUCCUUACCGUACCUGGAGUCAUGGACAAGUUGAAAGCAGAGAUUCGAGGAGCUUUCGCGGCAGAAGCGGAGAUUACCUGGUCGGCGGUUAACCAGCUUCCCUAUACUCUAGCCGUCUUGAAUGAGGGCUUGCGGAUGUAUCCACCUGUCCCUUUUGGCUUCCCGCGCAUGGUUGAGGGCCUGGGCGAUUUUGUUUGCGGUAGAUGGAUCCCUGGAGGAACAUCUAUUGGGGUACCUAUUCUAGCCGCUAACCGGUCUGACACCAACUUCCACAAGUCUAAGGAAUUCAUUCCCGAAAGAUUUAUGGGAGAUCCCGAAUUUGAGUCCGAUAAGAGGAAUGCAGUGCAACCAUUUAGUGUCGGCCCGCGCAACUGCUUAGGGCGAAACUUGGCAUAUGCAGAAAUGCGAUUGAUUCUGGCUCGUAUGAUCUGGAACUUCGACAUGGAGAUUGCGCCCGAUUCCUGGAAUUGGAUAAAUCAAAAGGCGUAUGUCGUGUGGGAGAAACCCGCUCUGAAUGUAAGAUUAGCACCGGUAGCACGUGUUUAA
Molecule: messenger RNA, 1539 nt
Organism: Penicillium daleae
Lineage: Eukaryota; Fungi; Ascomycota; Eurotiomycetes; Eurotiales; Aspergillaceae
Product: cytochrome P450
Exons: 4
Coding region: 1-1539 (512 amino acids)
Molecular function (GO): iron ion binding; monooxygenase activity; heme binding
Source: RefSeq, a predicted model, not a curated record